This is a messenger RNA of Magnolia sinica, 1144 nucleotides long. Its product is annotated as glucan endo-1,3-beta-glucosidase-like. Gene Ontology annotation, molecular function: hydrolase activity, hydrolyzing O-glycosyl compounds. Bases 66 to 1040 code for a protein of 324 amino acids. The record is from RefSeq and is a predicted model, not a curated record. Lineage: Eukaryota; Viridiplantae; Streptophyta; Magnoliopsida; Magnoliales; Magnoliaceae. Gene Ontology annotation, biological process: carbohydrate metabolic process. Gene Ontology annotation, cellular component: plasma membrane. The transcript is spliced from 2 exons.
CUACCUUCAGUACUGUAAGUGGCUACAUAUGGGAGGUUGCUACAAUACUUCUUAUUGGGCUACUCAUGGGGAGCUUAGAAAAAGCAGGAGCACAAUCCAUAGGUGUUUGUUAUGGAAUGCUGGGAAACAACUUACCUCCAGCGCGAGAAGUCGUCGAUCUUUACAAGUCCCAGAACAUUCAACGUAUGAGAAUCUACGGUCCAGAUCAAGCUGUACUGGAGGCCCUCCGUGGUUCCAACAUCGAACUCAUCGUAGGCGUCCCCAAUGAAGAACUCCGAGACAUGGCCACCAACCCUUCCUACGCUCAUACAUGGCUCGAUAGACAUAUCAGACCAUACUGGCCUGCUGUUAGAUUCAAGUACAUUGCUGUAGGCAAUGAGGUUAUCCCCGGUCCAAAUGCCCAGUACAUACUCAAUGCCUUACAAAACAUGUACAACGCGCUCGAUCGGGCCGGCUUCGAUCAGAUCAAGAUCUCCACAGCCAUCCAUAUGGGUGUCCUAGAAAAGCCAUCCUACCCUCCAUCACAAGGUUCAUUCUCAGCUGAGGCGGCCCAGCAUCUGAAUUCCAUCAUCCAUUUCAUAAAUAGUCGGCGCGCCCCACUCCUGGCUAAUGUGUAUACCUACUUCAGCUAUGUGGACAACCCGAGAGACAUUGCGCUACCGUAUGCGCUAUUCACGUCACCGUCGGUUGUUGUGUAUGAUGGAUCACUUCAGUAUCAGAACUUGUUUGAUGCAAUGGUGGAUACACUCCACUCGGCUGUGGAGAAGGUGGUUGGUUCGAACAUGGAGAUUGUGAUAUCGGAGAGUGGUUGGCCGUCAGCAGGCGGGUUUGCGGCCACGAUAGGGAACGCGCAGACGUAUAAUGCAAACCUGAUUCGACAUGUGGGCCGUGGGACGCCGAAAAGGCCUGGGAAGCCCAUUGAGACUUACAUAUUUGCCUUGUUCAAUGAGAAUGAGAAGCAGCCACCAGGCAUUGAAAGGAAUUUUGGGCUAUUUUACCCAAGCAAACAGGCAGUGUACAACAUCAACUUCACUCCUUGAAUGCAAGAUAGUGGACUUUCUAAGUAUUAUUUCUCAUGUAAUUUCUUUUUAAGAUGUUAUUUUUGUUGUGUAUUUGAUACAUAUGGUAUACAAGAAAUGUUGUU